Messenger RNA from Giardia duodenalis, 963 nucleotides. RefSeq lists its product as uncharacterized. Lineage: Eukaryota; Fornicata; Diplomonadida; Hexamitidae. The transcript has a single exon. The record is from RefSeq and is a predicted model, not a curated record. The coding region runs from base 1 to 963 and encodes 320 amino acids.
AUGCCCAAGAAACUGGACAUUGAGAUAGAGCUCCCCGACGGGUCGCUGGGAACUAUACACAUAGAAGAAGGUGACGACCCUGAAGCUUUGGCGCGGCUCUUUGUUGCGGAGCGGUGUAUCAGCCAAUCCUAUGUGAAGCCACUGACAGCGUUCAUCCAGGAGGCCUUGGAGCGGAUCCCUGAUCACACCGUUGAAAAGCCGAAGCGCACUGUAGAAAGCAUGAAUGAGGCAUCUACUCGUCUUUCUCGUCCUUUCUCCCAUCAACUAUCCCGGAUCAAUGAGCAUACCGAUUCACUCAGCUUUUGUACACAUCUGCAGCAGCAUUCCACUGGGAAGGGCCUAGCUUCUGCAGGUCAUUGCAGGUCAGAGGUGUUUACCAGACUGUACAAUUCUGGAGUGUCAUCCAUGAAGAAACGGCAGGCACUGUCAGAGCAGACCACAGAACAACAGGUUGCAAAAUGUAAGGUGUCCACUCGGCCAAAUUCUGCCUCAGAGCGGCUAUACAGGCAGGCACUAGAACAACACGCUCGUAUGGAACGGAACCAAUUAGAGCAGAAGCGCCUUCAGGAAGAGCUCCCAGAGGAAUGUACCUUUAAGCCUGCAAUUCUUAGCUACUCAAAACAGUUAGAUACCAAAGACCACGUUAUCCAAAGGUUGACAGUUAAUGCACCAACAGCACAGAAAACAAAACUAGAUCGCCUCCAAAGACUGGCUGAGCAAGAAACACUGAAGGAAUGCACCUUUAAACCAUCAUUAUCUACCACGCAAGAGAAGGCCAUUUCCAUUAAGGCCCAGUAUAAGAUUGACAUCAAAAGAAAUGGAACCAGUGUACUAGACAGACUGACAGAACCUCAUACUAAGACGCACAGUAACAGUAUUCUUUUCGUCCCAACCGCCCCACUUUCAAGGCCAGGGAAGGCCUACAAGCAUAUAGGCCACGAUCCAAAGGAAAGGCUGCUUUAA